AUUAUUAAAAAUGUAUUUAUAUUAAAUGAAAUAAAAUAAUAUGAAAUAUAGUUAAUAUUUUUUUUGUUUAAUGCAGUGCAUCCAUCAACUAAUCAGACGUGGUUCACUUAUCUUGAAAUUAGAAAAAGUAAUGUUGUAAUAACAAACGUGUAAAGCAAAACAUAGUUUCUAUCAUGGAAAAAACGAUCAAUCCUUGUUUGGAUCCAAAUGCAACGCUUGGAAUUGAUCAAGCAUGUUUGAAUAUUAUAAAUAAAUAUAAACAAGAUCUUACAUUCUACUCUACCUUUUCUGAAUGUAGACUGUGUCAUGGAAUACCAACAGCCAAUUUACCUGCAGAAAAUACUACAUCAUUAUUAAUAUCUACAAAAUAUCCACUUCACAUGUAUUAUAUGAAUAACUAUGAAUGGUGCCACACAACAUAUACGUUCAAAGAACAUGGACGAUAUGGGUGGAAUUUGUCUGCCGAGGAAAUAUGUUCAAAUAUUUAUUUAAUUAAUAAUCCAUCGAAUGCUUAUUUUCCAUUAAUAGCAGCAUUGUUGUUAUUAAUUAUAUCAAUAAUUGUAAUACAAAUAGGAAAAGUUAUUCUGAGAGCUAUAAAACAUUAUUUUCGGUACGAUGGAAUGUAUCUUCAUGAUGAUUUAUCAGUCUUACAAGAAUCUGAAAGACAAAUUCAACCAGCAAUAAAUGUAACUCGAUUAAGUACAAGAGUCCAGUCAGUUGAUACAUUUAGAGGUAUUGCAAUACUGCUAAUGAUAUUUGUUAAUAAUGGAGGAGGAGAAUAUGUAUUUUUCAAUCAUAGUGCUUGGUUUGGUCUUACUGUUGCUGACUUGGUGCUUCCUUGGUUUGCAUGGAUAAUGGGUUUGACAAUAGCAAUAUCAAAGAGAGGAGAAUUUCGUCAUAUGUCUUCACGAACAAAAAUAAUUAUGCGUAAUUUUACCAGAACGUUAAUGUUAAUAUUAAUUGGUUUAAUGAUUAAUUCUCGAAAAAUAUUUACAAAUUUCCAUGGAAAAAGUUACUAUUUAGAAAAUCUCCGUUUUCCUGGCGUUCUACAACUUUUGGCAAUUUCGUAUUUUGUCUGUACUGUAUUGGAAACGCUAUUUAUGAGAACGCCUAUUUCGGUUGGACGAUUUUCCAUUUUAGAAGAUAUUUUAAACAAUUGGAUUCAAUGGUGUAUCAUUCUAGCUAUUGUUGCCACUCACACUUUAAUAACUUUUCUCUUGCCAGUCCCAAAUUGUCCAAAAGGAUAUUUUGGACCAGGAGGAUAUGAUACUUUUCAAAAAUAUACAAAUUGUACUGGCGGUGCAGCUGGUUAUAUUGAUAGAUAUGUUUUUGGCAAGCAUAUGUAUAAUAAUACAAAGAAUCUUGUGUAUGGAAAUAUAUUACAGCAUGAUCCUGAAGGAAUAAUGAAUACUAUCUCAGCAAUAUUUAUCGUUUACUUGGGAGUUCAAGCUGGACAUAUUUUACUAUAUUAUUAUCAAUGUAAAUCUAAAAUUUUAAGAUGGUUGUUAUGGUCAUUGGUUACGGGUAUCAUCGCUGGAUUUUUAUGCAAUUUUAGUCUAGUAGAUGGUGUAAUACCAGUUAGCAAAAAAAUGAUGACACUUUCGUUUGUAUUGACAACAAGCAGCUUUGCUUUCCUUUUAUUUGCUAUCUUAUAUUAUUUAAUUGACUAUAAGCAAUUUUUCACUGGAGCACCGUUCGUAUAUGCAGGAACUAAUUCAAUAUUUCUUUAUGUUGGUCAUUAUAUUACAAUGGGAUUAUUUCCUUGGUCAUGGAGAGAAAAUAAUCCAACACAUUCAGUUCAACUUAUUAUAAAUCUAUGGACAACAGUGUUGUGGACAUUCAUUUCAUACGUACUUUACAAAAAAGAAAUUGUAAUUACAGUUUAAAUUUUUGAAAGAAAUGUAAUAUAUACAUUAAGUAUAAU
Messenger RNA from Polistes dominula (European paper wasp), 1924 nucleotides. Its product is annotated as heparan-alpha-glucosaminide N-acetyltransferase. The record is from RefSeq and is a predicted model, not a curated record. NCBI's taxonomy places the organism in Eukaryota, Metazoa, Arthropoda, Insecta, Hymenoptera, Vespidae.